AUAAAUUCCUAGUAAAGAUGAUCUGGAGUCUAGUGAUACCAGUGAUAUUGCUGUUGCCACUGGCUUCCGGCUACAACUAUUGCAACAACAAGACCCAUAGAUGCAUCCUGCAGAACAGAGAGCACUUCAUGUGCCGACUUGACAAGUUUCGUCCUCUUGAUGAAACCACCAGGUUUCACGCCAUCCUUCCGGACCUUCCGCACCUCCAAGAUAAAGUACUGAGAAUACUGAACCGGCUCCGGAACUCAUUCGCAGGCGGGGAGCUAGUCACGUUCAACAAAAAGACGUUCGCGAAAGCCAAGCGGAUGCGCAAAAUGAUCUGGGACAAGGAACUGGCCCAUAUGGCUCGCACCCAUGCGUCCACCGUGUCAUACCAGCACUCCGAGUGCCGGUCCACCCACCGAUUCGCCCACGUGGGCGAGUGCCUGGCCAUGAUGACCGUAAGCCAGAAGCCCAAGAUCAACGAUAUGUUCGAAAAGAUGUUUCAAAUGAUGUUUGAAGAGUACUUGCAGGUCGAGGACCCGGAUGGCCUGCUCAAAGGCUUUGACCCCCUCAGGGACUACCAAUGGGGUCAUUUCACUACCAUCAUCAGCGAUCGAGUCUCGCGCGUGGGAUGUGGCCUAGCCGUGGGUUCCAACUGCCACAAAGGGUCAGUCUACAACUUCUGCCACUUUCUGACCUGCCACUUCGACUUCAAUAACUUGAAUGGAUCGUAUAUCUAUAAGGCUGGAGAACCAGUCAGUGGCUGUGAAGACUGGAACACUACGGGCAGCAAUAAGUAUGCCAAUCUGUGCAGAAACAAAGGCGGCAUUUACGCCCCGUGUCUAGUUUUCCAGUCAUAUUACCUUUUUCAUCCCACACAUUUUAAAUUCCAAGUAAAGAUGAUCUGGAGUGUGGUAGUACCAGCGUUAAUGCUAUUGCCACUGGCUUUUGGUUACAACUACUGCAACAACAAGACCCAUACAUGCCUCCUGGAGAACAAGGAGCACUUCAUGUGCCAACUGGACAAGUUUCCCGUGUACGGCGAGCAGACCAAGUUUCACACCACCCUUCCGAACAAUCGAAAAUUCCAAAAGAUAAUAUUAAACACCCUUAAUAACUUCCGGAACUUGCUGGCAGGCGGGAAUCUGAAGACGAGUGCCAAUAAGUCGUUCCCGCAGGCCAAAAGGAUGCGCAGGCUCAUGUGGGACACGGAACUGGCCUACAUGGCCCGCACCCAUGCCGCCACGAUGUCCUUCAAGCAGUCGGAGUGCCGGUCCACCCUGAGAUUUCCCCACGUGGGCGAGUGCCUCGCAGUGGUGGCCCCGGAAGAGAAGCUCAAUAUCGAGGAGCUAUGUGCGCGGGCGUUCAAUGCAAUGUUCGAGGAACACAGGAAUGUCACUGAUCCGGAGGCACUCCUCAAAGGCUUCGACUCCGUCAGGGACUACUACGUGGGUCACUUCACCACCAUCAUCAGCGAUCGAGCCUCACGCGUGGGCUGUGGCAUUGUCGUGGCUUCCAACUGCCCCCAGAUGUCGUCCAGCAAAUUCUGCCACUUCCUGACCUGCCACUUCGACUUCAACAACGUGGAGGGCUCUUACGUCUACAAGGCUGGGGAACCGGGCUCCGCCUGCGACGACUGGAGCUCCUUUGCCAGCGAUAGAUAUGCCUAUCUGUGCAAGCACAAUGGCUUCAUUUAUCCCCCAGAUCAUGGCGAUAACACAGAUUGAAAGACCUUGUGUGAGGUGUUUAAUAAUAUUCGUACAUUUAUAUAUUUUCGUAUGCUCUUGCCUAGGGGUUUCGAAGCACAGGAGACCAACUUUGAAUACCUUCCAGAGCCCAAAAUACAAUCCUUACACUUCCUA
Drosophila elegans is the source of this 1844-nucleotide messenger RNA. RefSeq lists its product as uncharacterized. The record is from RefSeq and is a predicted model, not a curated record. The transcript is spliced from 7 exons. The coding region runs from base 18 to 1709 and encodes 563 amino acids. Lineage: Eukaryota; Metazoa; Arthropoda; Insecta; Diptera; Drosophilidae.